AGAUCAGCUAUAGAUUACAGAAGAAUGACGUACAGUUAAGCAUAUAAUACAUGGCUGAAAAAGAUAGAAGCGAUACAGUCACAAGCGUUGCGCAUAUGCUGUGGAGCAUUUAGAUCAUCGCAAGUUUCAGCAGUGCACGUGGAGAUGGGGGAGAUGCCUUUAGAAAUCCAAAGGAUUCAUUAAUUUAAGGUUGACAUAUUGGACUACCUUAAAGAGUCGUUUGGAGAGACAAACAGUUCCAAGUGUUGGAAGAUUGUUGGGAAUACGAGUAUAGUAAAAUAAAAAGCUUUGGAUGGACAGUCAAUAAGGAGGCACAGUGAUUCAUUAUAUUCUGUGGCUGUGUCAGUAACACCCCCUUGGCUUUUUCAAAUGACCACAAUUGACCUCCAGAUACAUGAAAAAGUUGCCUUCCUAUAAACAUAUUAGCACAACAAUAUUUAAAUCAGACAUACAACUCCAUGAUACAGAUUUUUACAGAUGGAUCAAUAGAACCAGAUUCAGGACGUACAGUGGCAGCAGUAUAUAUCCCACAUUUAAAAAAUAAAUCACUAUAUCAAAAAGGACAGCAGACCAUAUAUCAGUAUUCUCAACAGAAUUAGUAGCCAUUGACAACAGUAAUAUGCACAAGCAUGUCAAGUGGAAUAGCAACAUCACGAAAAGACAUCUUGUAUGAAAUCCUGCAGAGCCUGUUUAGAGUACGGCAAAUAGGCAUGGCGGUAUUCUUUUUAGGGUGCCGGCUCAUGUAGGAGUUGAAGCCAAAGAGGAGGUGGACCAUCUAGCUAAGCAGGCUCUGAGACAAUCACAAGAUGAUAUUAAAGUGUCACUAAGUAAAUCAGAAGUGAAAGGACAAAUCAGGGUUGUUGUAAUGAAGAAAUGGGUGGAGUCCUGGGAUAAUGAAUCUAAGGGAAGACAUAUGUACAGUAUUCAGGGGCAGGCUGGAGUUGAGAGGUUGAGAUAUAGCAACAGACAAAAGGACGUGGGCUUUUCCCAGUCAGUGGGUGAUUUCAAACCAUUGAGAUUCCCUACUAUUAUUGGAUAGUUUAGAAAUGGCCAUCCUGGUUUGGACACGCCCACUGAUUACUACACUGAGAUUACCCACUUUCAUUGGCUAGUUUAGAAACGCCCUUCCUGGUUUGGAAACGCCCACUGAUCACUACACUGAGAUCAACCACUUUCAUUGGCUAGUUUAGAAACACCCUUCCUGGUUUGGAAACGCCCACUGAUUACUACACUGAGAUCACCCACUUUCAUUGGAUAGUUUAGAAACGCCCAUUCUGGUUUGGAAACGCCCACUGAUUACUACACUGAGAUCACCCACUUUCAUUGGCUAGUUUAGAAAUGCCCAUUCUGGUUUGGAAACGCCCACUGAUUACUACACUGAGAUCACCCACUUUCAUUGGAUAGUUUAGAAACGCUCUUCCUGGUUUGGAAACGCCCACUGAUUACUACACUGAGAUCACCCACUUUCUUUGGCUAGUUUAGAAACGCCCAUUCUGGUUUGGAAACGCCCACUGAUUACUACACUGAGAUCACCCACUUUCUUUGGCUAGUUUAGAAACGCCCAUUCUGGUUUGGAAACGCCCACUGAUUACUACACUGAGAUCACCCACUUUCAUUGGAUAGUUUAGAAACGCCCAUUCUGGUUUGGAAACGCCCACCGAUCACUACACUGAGAUUACCCACUUUCAUUGGAUAGUUUAGAAACGCCCAUUCUGGUUUGGAAACGCCCACUGAUUACUACACUGAGAUCACCCACUUUCACUGGAUAGUUUAGAAACACCCAUUCUGGUUUGGAAACGCCCACUGAUCACUACACUGAGAUUACCCACUUUCAUUGGCUAGUUUAGAAACACCCUUCCUGGUUUGGAAACGCCCACUGAUUACUACACUGAGAUCACCCACUUUCAUUGGAUAGUUUAGAAAUGCCCAUUCUGGUUUGGAAACGCCCACUGAUUACUACACUGAGAUUACCCACUUUUAUUGGCUAGUUUAGAAACGCCCUUCCUGGUUUGGAAACGCCCACUGAUUACUACACUGAGAUCACCCACUUUCAUUGGAUAGUUUAGAAACGCCCAUUCUGGUUUGGAAACGCCCACUGAUUACUACACUGAGAUUACCCACUUUUAUUGGCUAGUUUAGAAACGCCCUUCCUGGUUUGGAAACGCCCACUGAUUACUACACUGAGAUCACCCACUUUCAUUGGAUAGUUUAGAAACGCCCAUUCUGGUUUGGAAACGCCCACUGAUUACUACACUGAGAUCACCCACUUUCAUUGGAUAGUUUAGAAACGCCCAUUCUGGUUUGGAAACGCCCACUGAUUACUACACUGAGAUUACCCACUUUCAUUGGCUAGUUUAGAAACACCCUUCCUGGUUUGGAAACGCCCACUGAUUACUACACUGAGAUCACCCACUUUCAUUGGAUAGUUUAGAAACGCCCAUUCUGGUUUGGAAACGCCCACUGAUCACUACACUGAGAUUACCCACUUUCAUUGGCUAGUUUAGAAACACCCUUCCUGGUUUGGAAACGCCCACUGAUUACUACACUGAGAUCACCCACUUUCAUUGGCUAGUUUAGAAACGCCCAUUCUGGUUUGGAAACGCCCACUGAUUACUACACUGAGAUCACCCACUUUCAUUGGAUAGUUUAGAAACGCCCUUCCUGGUUUGGAAACGCCCACUGAUUACUACACUGAGAUCACCCACUUUCAUUGGAUAGUUUAGAAACGCCCAUUCUGGUUUGGAAACGCCCACUGAUUACUACACUGAGAUCACCCACUUUUAUUGGCUAGUUUAGAAACCCCCAUUCUGGUUUAGAAACUCCUACUUUCGCUUCUGCCCAUUCUGGUUUGGAAACGCCCACUGAUUACUACACUGAGAUUCCUUACUUUCACUGGAUAGUUUAGAAACGCCCAUUCUGUUUUGGUAACGCCCACUGAUUACUUUACUGAGAUUCCCUGCUUUCAUUGGAUAGUUUAGAAACGGCCAUUCUGGUUUGGAAACGCCCGCUGAUUACUACACUGAGAUUCCCUACUUUCAUUGGAUAGUUUAGAAACGCCCAUCCUGUUUGGAAACGCCCACUGAUUUGUAAACACCCAUUACUGUUGGGAUCAUGCGCUCCUGUGGGCGGGGCAUGUUUGAGCGGCGGCGUCGUUGAGCUACAGUAUUAGACUCGCUGAUGAUGCCGAUGGGUGUGUGACAUUCUGAUACCGCAAAAACACCACAAAAUAAAUUCCGGUGAGACGUUAAAGCACAUUUACAGCUGCCUCUCCGCCGGGAGAGGAGGAGGGGUGGAGGAUUUGCUGGACAGCCUCUGUGGGACUAUGGCGCGGGACUACGAUUACCUCUUCAAGCUGCUCAUCAUCGGGGACAGCGGUGUGGGCAAAAGCAGUUUAUUGCUGAGAUUUGCUGAUAACACAUUUUCAGGUAGCUACAUCACCACGAUUGGUGUGGACUUCAAGAUCCGGACUGUGGAAAUAAAUGGGGAGAAAGUGAAGCUGCAGAUUUGGGAUACAGCAGGACAAGAGAGAUUCCGUACGAUCACUUCCACGUACUACAGAGGCACACAUGGCGUUAUAGUGGUGUAUGAUGUCACCAGCGCAGAGUCGUUUGUAAACGUCAAACGGUGGCUUCAUGAAAUCAAUCAAAACUGUGAUGAAGUUUGUCGAAUAUUAGUGGGUAACAAGAACGAUGACCCCGGCUCUAAAGUGGUGGAGACCAACGAUGCGCAGAAGUUUGCGGAGCAGAUGGGAAUCCAACUGUUUGAGACCAGUGCCAAGGAGAACGUCAACGUUGAGGAUAUGUUCAACUGCAUCACUGAGCUCGUACUGAAGGCCCGGAAAGAAUCGGUGGCCAAACAGCAACAGCAGAGUGAAGUCAUCAAACUGAACAAGAGCAGCAAACGCAAGAAGAAAUGCUGCUAAUCUAGUGGAUUCACGCACACACUCUUAAAGAGAGCCAAACGACAGAACGCCACUGAACUGACAAGAGCCAGAGAACUGAACACACUUAAACUAACCCAUGAGAGCCAUAACCAUAGAGAUUUACUAAUGAUGAGCCCCACUGGACUUUGGGAGUCUUUAAAGGACACGAACAAACUCAAACGUUUUAGCAGGAAUGCAUCCAACUUCCUCUUUCUCUGUUUUUUCCCUUGAAGACACUUGGAAGAGAGCUGGCGUGAGAAUUUUAAAAAUGGAAAAUGUACAUGUUUUCUCUCCUUUGUUCACCUGUACAGAUCGCACAUGCCGAAUGUGAUUUGUGCAACCCGUGCGGUGUUAACGUGGCGUGCCAACUGAUACAAAUCUGGAUGAAAGUGGAAGAGAAAAUAAAACUUGAAAUUGUGAGAACUUGUCUUGAAAUAAUCCCGUGUUUUCAUGCUCUUGUAAGGAAGGUCUGGCCACCUUAGACCAAACGUGCGCUGCUCUGCCAUCUACCCAGAGACACUUGUUUUGCAUUUUGCUUUCUAUUUUUGUCUUUCGUUUUUGUAAAAUUGUAUUUUUUUACUAACAAAUGAUACAAUCACAGUAGUGUUUAGUGGAUCUGGUGCCAAUGACUGAACGUUGUUGCAUUGACAGAUCUGGGAGGAAAUAUUGACUCUGUGCAUCGACACACGGUUGGACCUGACGCGUAUAGAGAAGGGAUACACUAAAGUUAAAGGAACAGUUCAGCCAAAAAUAAAAAGUUGUGUUCCUCAGAAAAUAAGACCGUCAUACGGGUAUGGAACGACAUGAAGGUGAGCGACGUUUUUGGCUGAACUGUUGCUUUAAGGUUCUCAGUGCUGGAUUGAGCUUCCAGGAUGUCUGUUUUAUAAACCUUUAAUGAAGAUCAUGUGACUGUAAGCUGUUGUAUUCCACUCCUCAGAUCUUCUAAACACAGAACACAAUCGUAGUUCAUACGAAGCCUCUUAAAGGGACAGGGAGGGGAUUUAUUUUAUGAAAUAGUUUUACGUACUCUCGCAAUAGCUGUGUGUUCCUCACAAAACUUUGCAAUACCUUUAACAGUCCCUUAAAAACACACUGGUUUUACUACAGUAACCACAGUUGAACUUUUGUAUUUGUAAUCGUGAUAGAGCCGAUAAAUCGGAUGAUAUUUGACCAUUUUGCGAUUAUCGGCAAGGCCAAUACUCGUGUUCGCUUGGACGAUUAACAGCAUUGUUAGCUUUCCCUUCUGUCAAUCCCAAAAUCUAUCUGUAGAUUUGUCAGUGGAUAGUCAAAAAGUUUUUUUUCUUUGCAAGUUUAGGCAACUUUGAGGAAAUAUUGCAUUAAAGGGACAGUUCACUCAAAAAUGAAAAUUCUCAUCAUUUACUCAACCACUCUCAUGCCGUCCCAGAUGUGAAUGACUUUAUUUUAUCUCCUGAACUGAGAGAUAAAACAGAUCAAUAUUUAAGUAAAUUUUUGCUAGACACUUUUCUCCCUGCCCAGUCAGGGGUGAUAUGCAUGAAGACUUUGAAUCACCAAAAACACAAGAAGAAGAAUGUGAAAGUGCAGAUUGACUGAGCAUGGAAUUUAUUGUAAAAAAAAAAUGACUUACUGAUCUGUUUCUCACCCACACCUAUCAUAUCCCUUCAGAAGACAUGGAUUAAACCACUGGAGUCGUAUGGAAAACUUUUAUGCUGCCUUUAUGUGCUUUUAGUAGCUUCAAAGUUCUGGUCACCAUUCACUUGCACUGUAUGCACCUACAGAGCUGAAAUAUUCUUCUAAAAACCUUCAUUUGUGUUCUGCAGAAGAAAGAAAUUCAUACACUUCUGGGAUGGCAUGAGGGUGAGUAAAUGAUGAGAGAAUUUUCAUUUUUGGGUGAACUGUCCCUUUAAAUAAGUGUUUGUUUCCCUUAAGAAAUGUUGUGUAUGCCUGAUUUGCUGUUGUUGAAUUGUAUUAUGUUUAUCGGCAUUUAUAUCAGCUGCUUUCUACAUAUCGGUAUCGGCAUCCGCCGACCACUUAUUUGUAAUAAAACCAUAUUGACCGCAGAAUUUACCAUGGUUUUACUACAGUGACUAUAUAGUAAAAAUACAGGAAAACCAAAGUUGAUGUAGUAAAAAUCCUAAUCGUUCUGUCAAAAAAACCAAAAACAUGCUUACUUCAGGUUUACCAUAGUAACACCAUGGUUAAUUUGUGGUACGAGUAUGAUCUUUAAAACCAUGCUUUCCACCAACAACAUGCCGUUAUGAAAAUGAAUCAUGGUUUCACUGUUGUAAACCUGAAAUAACCAUUUCUUGUAGUGAGAACCAUAGUUUUAAAAACACAAUACAUGGACCACAGAUUGACGUGUUACUUUAGUAAGAUUAAAGAUUUUUAUUAUUUUUAUUUUUUGACAGAAUGCUUAUGAUUUUUAUACGUUAAAACCAUAGUUUUGGUUCUCCUGUAUUAUUACUACAGUUUUACCACGAAUUUCAUGGUUAAAAUAUGGUUAUUCUAGUUAAACCAUGUUGUGGUUACUAUGGUUUCACUACAGCUAUGUAGUAAAACCAUGGUGAUUUAUAUAAGGAUGGGUUAAGGAACACAAACAUUUUGUGAGGGAAUGCAUUUCUGACAGGAAGAACAAAACACCAGCAGCACUUGUGAACCCACCAUUGUCGUUCUGUAUGUGUCCAUAUCAUUUAAAGUCUAUUUGAUGCACCUACACAUGAAAUAACACGCAUGACUGCAUAUGGACGCUGACACAUGCGUCUGUGUGUUUCUGUUUGUGUAAGUGAAAUUAUCUGGUGUACACUGGAAUAUAUGAAUUAUUGCUACUCAUUCAUCGUCCCACCAUGAGUCUAAGGAUAAUAAACAUUUUAAGAGAACACAAUGUUUCAGUCUUGACUGUU
Myxocyprinus asiaticus (Chinese sucker) is the source of this 6801-nucleotide messenger RNA. Its product is annotated as ras-related protein Rab-35-like. Gene Ontology annotation, molecular function: GTPase activity; GTP binding. Gene Ontology annotation, biological process: endocytic recycling. Gene Ontology annotation, cellular component: plasma membrane; endosome membrane. Lineage: Eukaryota; Metazoa; Chordata; Actinopteri; Cypriniformes; Catostomidae. Bases 3323 to 3922 code for a protein of 199 amino acids. The record is from RefSeq and is a predicted model, not a curated record. The transcript has 6 exons.